ACUGUGCGCCGCGAUGGGGCCGCGCUGGGUGCUGCUGGCCGCGCUGCUCCGCGCCGCGGGCGGACGGGUGAGUGCGGGGGGCGGCGGGGCGGGCGGGGGGCGGCGAGUGCAGCUCCGAGUGCAGCUCCGAGUGCUUCGGGAGCCUCGGUCAGCGCUUCCAAGCUUCAGCCGAGCUCCCCCCCGCUCCCUUUGGCUUUGCCGGUGUUGUUUUCUAGCUUCCCGAAGCCUCCGCAAAAGGGUUUGCUUGUGUUUUCGUUGGAAAUGAGUGGGUUUUUCAGGCUCUGUCCGUAUGGGAUGCCGGCGGUUAAACAGGAAGAGCUCGUCGUGCUCUGCUGCAUCCCUCGCACCAUCCCUAUUUACACAGCAGAGCCCUUGGAUGUACUUGUAAGACUGAUGUGAUGCAGCUGUGGCUGCUCUCUGCUGUUACUGAAUUCUGUGGUUAAAGGAGUCCUUCAGCUGUUUAAACCAAAGAGCUCAGUGGGAUCCUUGAUCGGGUAUAUGCUGUGCUGAUACAUCAAAAACCUUUUUCCAUCUGAUUUUAAAGUGCACGAGAGUGUGAAGAUAAAUGUGGGAAGACCUUAGAGACCAUAGAACCACAGAAUGGUUUGAGAUGGGAGGGACCCUGAAGGCCAUCAGGUCCAACCCCCGCACUGAGCAGGGACACCCACAGCUCCAUCAGUGCUCAGAGCCCCAUUCCCUGACCUCGGGUGUCUGCACCACCUCUCUGGGCAGUCUGUGCAGUGCCUCACCUCGCUUCUUCCUUACAUCCAACCUGAAUCUCCCCCCUUUUAGUUGGAAGCUGUUUCCUCUUGUCCUGUUGCUCAGAGUCUGUCCCAGCUCAUUGGGUUUUUUAUGCCCUGUGUGUCAUUUCCAUGUUUCUUUCAUCACAGUUGUUGAGUCUUAGGUAAGGCAAAGGCUGGGUUCAGCCCUGGGUUGUAUGGUGGUACUGUGGAUGGUGGAACGUGUUCACUACGUGGCUGCAUGUGGCUCUGAGCACAGAUGGAGCUGUGGGUGUCCCUGUUCCUUCCAGUGUAGUUGGAGUUCAUAGCCUUUAAGAGUCCCUUCCAAAUCACGUGAUCCUAUAAUUCCAAAUACCUCAGACACAGUAGGGUAGGAUGGGUGUGGGAGUCUCAGAACUAUGAUAGACCUUCUCACCAAAAAGUGAGCUUGGAGAUUUGUCGUGCCUCUUGCUGCCACCCUCAACAGAGGGCUCAUGUUCAGAAGGAGCUAACUCUUCUCUCACUCUUAACAUGAUGCUAUCAUGGUAAAGAGCAUGGAGGAGAGCUUCAGUGUCUCUUUUUGCAUGGCCCUCGGGCUCCUGGCAAACCAAAUGCUGCGAAUGUUCACUGCACAUCAGCUUUUACUCAAUUAAAGGGAACAGAUUUUAUCUUUGAAGGAGAAAAGCUGGCAAAGCAAUAGCUCCUGAGUGACACGCUUUUUCUUGUUUUCCCCCACCUAACUUAUCUGAAAGGAGGAGGGCUGUGGGGCACCUGAAGCUUUCUGUUAUACAUACCCUCCCAUAGGAUGGGAGAACAGUUCCAAUCACGGACCUUAAUCUUAACCCAAUCUUGCAGUGAAGGAAAGCAACUUUGAAAGAUUUAUGCUCUGAGUCUCUCUAGUAAAGCCUGACGUCCUGGUACAGCUCCCACUGAUUUGGGUGAGAAUUGCAGUUAUUUAAGACAACCUCAGUCUUCCAUUGAAUCCUUUCUCUAAGUGACCAAUAUUCACAUUUUCUGUAGAAUUUUGUGGGUUUUUUUUUUUUUUUUUUCCUGUCUUUAGCACAUUUGGUGGCUCAGCAAGUGGUAUCUCUGUACUUUGAGACCUUUCCAUAGCAACAGAUUUUUACAUCAGUCUUUGGUGACUUCAUUGUGGUUUCACAUGCGUUAAGAAUGUCAGAUGCCAGACGCAGUUCCUGUUCAAGCUGCUUUGUUUGACAGCUUCAGUUUGAAGACUGAAGGAGGAAAGGUGUAGAAAUGUGACUUAGAGUUAAAAAAAAAACAUGGCUAAAUCUCUUUGUUUUAGAUGACUGCAUUGAGUGAAACUGAAAGUUAUAUCAAUGGCUGAAUAUAUAUAUAUCAUAAGCAUGUUUUAUUUCUAGUAUUGAAGUUCUUAAAUUGAAUUACAGAUGAAGCCCAUGGGUAUGAGCUGUAAGGCAGGAGGUAAUAGAAAUAAUUUCUGCUCUAAUUAGCAUUGAGCACUUAGAGAAUGCUUUUCGUUGUCACAUGCCAUGAUUUCUGGUCUUGGCCUUCCUCACCCAUGUGUAGAGUUGUGUUCUCAUUCCCUUUAGUUCUGGAGAAGUCUGAAUUCCCAUCAUGACUCAGGCUUGGCUCUAGCACAGAUAUUGGGCUCUCGGUUGUGGUUGACCUCCAUACAUAGGCCUUCACCCUUCACUUGUGCUGUUCCACACUGCAGCUGCAGCCCUGUAAGUCGUGAGGCAGUGAUGUACUCUGCUAAUUUAUCUCCCAGUGGGUAGGAUAGAGGAAAUCUUGGAAAAAAAUUGUGCAGAAAUGCUUAGAAGAGUCAGCAGUGACCUCUUAGGUGAACGGAGGCUGCUUUUAGUCCUUUCCUCUCCAGUAACAAAUCAUGUCUCAUGGAAGUCUGUAGUGCAGAUGGGAAAGUGAUGCAAACAACGCAGCAGCCCUGGAGAGAGGAUCUUGAGUAAUUGGCUUUUUGGAUGUAACUUCUCAGUUAUUGCCUAAUACACAGGCAUUGCAAAAAUCUCUCCAGUGAGUUGUGCAGUCAAGGGUGAGCCCAGAACUUGAUAUUUUGGGCAGUCUCUCAUCUUUCUUGUGCUAUCCCAGCACUAAGACGUGUUGUCUAACCUGACUGAUUUGCAUUGCAGUGGAAAUGCUUACUAAUGCUUGUGCCUCUGCUGUUAGGUGGAUGAAGCAUUUCACCUUCCAAUUGCACCUGUCAAAUUAAAUGAAGUCUUCCAAAUCCCAUAACCCAGCAGUGGGUUGGAUAUAAGGAAGAGAUGCUUCUGCAAAAGAGUGGUCAGGCACUGGCAUGGGCUGCCCAGGGAGGUGGAAGGGAUCAAGAAUCAUGGAGAUGUGGCACUAAGGGGACAUGGCUUUGUGGGCAGUACUGGGUUGGAUGGUUGGACUGGAUGGUCUUAGAGGUCUUUUAUAACCUUAUUAAUUCUAUGGUUAGUUGGCAAGAAAUUGUCAACUGCGCGCCAUUGAGAACCACAGCUCAGCAGUUAAACUUUCAGAGUUGUUAUCGGUCAGCAGAAAUAUCCUUUCAAGCACAAGUUAAGAGGAACAGAUAUGACCCAUUGACCAGCAGUUUUUCCUGUGCCUGGAACUCAGUAAUUGCAGCAGAGAGCACAGAGGAUGCGAUAACAACAUUUUUUUGCCGGGAAGCCUCACCAGCAGGAUAACCUGUGAUGUGGUUUGGUGCUGCUCCUUCUCUCUCUCGCUCUCUCUCUUUUUUUUUUUCUUUUUUGUAUGUGUUUUUAGUGAAGUUUUCCUCUUUAAAAAGGCUCUUAAGUGUGUGCAUUAAUGAAGCUUAUCAUAGCAACAGCAAAAAUGCAACUUUGACCUUUCUUUAAUAAGCGAAAGAACAUCAAAUAGUUUUGAUGGUAACAGAGCCCCUUUCCUGCCCUUCAGCAGAGUACAUUAUCAGCUCACAUUUGCAAAUAGUGUGGUACCCCUGUUACUCAUUGCCUGUUACCAACGUCAGCAUUAACAGUCGUCAGAGAACCUAUAAGGUAUUAAAAAGCCUCAUUUUUUUUGUUAUCUCAUUAAUAAUGUUGAAGCCAACCUCAUGGUUCUGCUUCAAAGUCUUCAGUCCUUGUGCCAAAGCCCCUUUAACUUGGUUUUCUUUGCUGGAAGCUGCAUUUCAAGAUGCUGCAUAAAAGAUUUGUUGGGUUCCCAUUGAGCAAUGGCUGAGAGUGCCAAGUGUUAAGUCUACUUUGCCACUAAUGUGGAAACACAGUAGAUAAUCAGCAUGUUUCUUUCAGUAAGGAGGAAGGAUAUUUUCAUUACCGGCCUCCAAGGGGCUCGUUCCUGUUUUGAUUUCUCUUUUUCAUAAUAUUUUUUAAGUACUUCUCUAGGCGUGUGUAGGUUAUACAUGGAACAAUCUCCUCAGCCCUCAGAAAUCAGCGCGGUGUUGUGUAUGCUUUGAACAGCUCCUUUCUGAUCUAGCAGGAAACUCCUACACUUAUGCCACCUAACGCUUGCUUCUUUUCUCUUGCUCAAAAAUGCAUCUCCCCACGAUCCCAAAGAAUUAUUCACUGCCUUAUACACCACAGUCUGCACAAUGCAGAAACCCCAGCACUGAAUUCUACGAGGAAAGGCUUAAGAAAUGUUGCAGCAAAUGCCCUCCAGGUCAGCGUAAGGCAGAGAGCUGCAGUCACAGCGUGGACACAAAGUGCAUCCCUUGUUUACCUGACACCUAUACAGCCGUCUGGAAUCGGUCUCCUCAGUGCUUUGCUUGCUCUCCGCCUUGCAGGAAAGGAUUUGUAGAGAAUCAAACGUGCACGCUGUCAUGGGACAGGAUCUGCAGCUGCCCACCCAACGAGUACUGCAUUUCAAAAAUGUACCAAAACUGCCACAUAUGUAAAGUGCAUAAAAAAUGUGGGAGAGGUUACCGAGUGUCCAGAAGAGGAACAGAUAGCACAGACACAGAAUGUAAGCCCUGUCCCCCUGGCACUUUUUCAGAUGAGGAAUCUUAUGAUACCAGCUGUAUACCACAUACAGUUUGUAAAUCAGUGGCUGUUGCAGGAAACAAUGUGAAUGACACUGUGUGCCAUGACUCAGUUGCCACAGCUCUACCUCACACUGCUGUAAACUUCCUCCCGAGCCAAAGCUCAACUACCAACAGUGGUGAAAUAAUAACACAGCCUGUCAUUCUAAACUUUGUGCCUGACAUGUCCUACAUCAUUGGAUCAGUAACAGGGCCGUUCCUAUUGGUCCUGAUAAUUGCUGUUUUGGGGUAUUGUUUGUUCUCCAAAAAAAAAGCCCUUGCCUACUCACAGCCAACUGGAGCAGUGGAUUCGCCUUUUUCCCCUACAGAAAAGCAGUGUGACAAAAAAGUAAGAAAUGCAGGAUCGCAGAACUCCAGCAGUUCUGAACAGGAGGAGCAGCAUCUCUUGGAAACUCCUGGCUCAAGCGGCAGCUCCCUGGAUAAUGCAGCUGGAUCUGAAAGACUCAGUGUAAUAAAUAACAAAGACAGUGAUAAGAAAGAAAGUUUUCAACAGCAUUAUUUAGCUACGGAAGGGUGUAAACUUCACUGUGGAGACAGGCACAGCUCUGCAAGUUCAGAACUCUCAGGUAGUGGAGGAACGCAGGUGAAUGUGACUUGUAUUGUUAAAGUAUGUAAUCCAGAUUGUGGCUCCCAGUUUCCAGAACAGACUGGUCCAACUAGCACAGAUUAUGGAAGCGCACAAUGUUCUCCAACAGGAGGAGAAGUUCUCCUUUCAAAAGAAGAAAAACCCCUGAAAAAAGAAACUGAAAUUCAGAUAUUGGUGGAAGCCAAGGACAAUUUACUUCAGGAUUUACUUCUGGAUGCAAAGAAGUUUCCUCUGAGUGUUCAAGAUAUGGGGAUGAAAACUGUUUAAAGGAAAUGACAGAUUUUAUACUGAUUGACUGAUAAUCAGAUCAGCCCUUAUGUUCCCAACGAAAUGUGUUAAAUGUAGCAUUUCUACAGAGAUUUGAAAUCUUAGAGGAAUAUAGACAUUUGUUUUUUGAGGUUUUUAAUCUCUUCUUUGUCAGCUUUGAGAGUCAAAAGAUGAGCGUUGCAAUUUUGAACAAGUUACUGCUUUUUAAUGCUUUUUCUCAUAAACUGAAUGGCCAACUCCUCCCUUCCUUCCAUGAUAUCCUGAAGAAACCUUUAAUAGCUUCAGAAAGAAAAUAUUUUUCUAACUUCAUGUCAUCAACUUUUCUCCUGAGACUUCUUGUGAUGACACUCUGGGUUCAAGUCAUGACGGUAACCACACUUCUGAAACAGCCUCCCGGAGGUUUCUCUUAUUAUGUUUCUCUUAUUAUUACAGUUUGUUUUCUCUCAUUGUUGGACCAAUAACCCUUAAGUGUAUCAAGGAAUGUCAACUUUUACAGGAGCUUUUUUUUAUGAUUGUUUUUUGCUAGGUUAUGAAGAUCACGUCUAAACAAUAGCAUUAUUUCAUUUAGCUGUGCAUAGUUCAUUUUAGUUUAGAAAAGAACAUGUAGAUUUUCUUUGAGUAGGAAAUAAUUUCCUUAUAUUGACAGCUCUACAAUCUGUCAUUUUUGCGUUCUGACUGAUUUCAUAUGGUUUUCUCAUUGAUUCUGACCUCGUUUUUGAGGUUGUAAAAGUAAACCAUCAACCCCAAAUACUUUUUUCUGCAUUGCAGUGGAUAAUAGAGACGAUCCAGAUGGAUAUGUAUGCUAGGCAGCUCACCCCCACCCAUCUCAGGUAAUGAACUCUCUCUUGAAGGUUGUGUAGGGUAAUCUAUAAAAACUGGAAGUGACUCAGACCUCAGAACCAGAAAAUCCUGUUUCAUCCUUCACUUGUUGCUCAGUGCUGAGAUCCAUCCACCCACUUCUUAUAGAAAAUCAGUAGAACAACAUCUCUACGAAUGCAGAUGAGAAUCAGGCUUUUAAAACACAUACUUUAAACUUGCAUAUAACCCAAGAGGUUUAUUAGUACUUAUAGAACUGAGAACUGACAAAUAGGUCUUUCAUCCCACUAUGAAGAAACUUUUUACAACUUCAUAUUAAACUUGAAGGUCGUUUUCAGAAAAGACUUUGAAGAUGGAAACACAAACUAUUGGAAAAAAAUGAAGGAUCUGCACAAAAAACAAACAAACAAACAAAAAACCCAACAAAACCAACAAACAAAACCUGGUUUUGUAUAAUGGCUUGACCCUUUUCUGUUGUACUUGUAUUUGUUAAGAAAAAGAUAAAUAGUGUGUUUUUAUACUUACAUCUUUGUUUUCUACCUCCCUACUAAACCAAAAUUCUGCUUUUUAGAAUGGGUUGUUUCAUUCUAUAGGCUAAACCAUUGCUUUUAAAGGAAAAAUUUUAUUUUAUAGUGCUUAAUUAAAAGAGGAUUGAUCCA
This is a messenger RNA of Gallus gallus (chicken), 7035 nucleotides long. It is a transcript of the gene TNFRSF1B, whose product is annotated as TNF receptor superfamily member 1B. The coding region runs from base 4202 to 5560 and encodes 452 amino acids. NCBI's taxonomy places the organism in Eukaryota, Metazoa, Chordata, Aves, Galliformes, Phasianidae. The record is from RefSeq and is a predicted model, not a curated record. Gene Ontology annotation, molecular function: tumor necrosis factor binding; tumor necrosis factor receptor activity. Gene Ontology annotation, biological process: positive regulation of myelination; negative regulation of neuroinflammatory response; intrinsic apoptotic signaling pathway in response to DNA damage. The transcript is spliced from 11 exons.